This is a messenger RNA of Tinamus guttatus (white-throated tinamou), 4115 nucleotides long. NCBI's taxonomy places the organism in Eukaryota, Metazoa, Chordata, Aves, Tinamiformes, Tinamidae. The record is from RefSeq and is a predicted model, not a curated record.
CAAACUUAGAGCUGAUAGCUGGAGCAGGCUUGGGAUUUAGAGAACUCUCGGCAGAUGAGUCUGUUAAAGGGUUUUCUCUGCUUUUGUUUUGCAUCCUACUUCUGAUCCAUGAGAAGAAACCGGGAUCUCUCCUGUACAUGUAAAAGUGAUGGAUCCUGUUGGAAAGAGCUUUCUGAUGGCACAGCUGUGAGUGACACCAGCACAAUAUGUUCAGUGUCGAGGACCUCCUGAUUUCUCACGGAUACAAAUUGUCAAAAAAUCCUCCUGUUUCAUAUGAGAACAGAUAUGAUGGAUACCGGCAUGAAAUCACAGGGAAUAGACCUGGUCAGAGAGUGCUGAAUGGAUUUGAGACAGAAUCAAGAGCCAGUGCUUACAGCAAGAGACCUCUGGCAAAAAGCAACUCCAGCAGCACCGAAAGCAGCCAUGGGAGUCAAGGGAGGCAAGCGGGUCCUGGUUACUACCAUGGCCUUCAGGGUUUGUCCACUUUUCAUACUUCAGAAGGGGGGGUUGAUGACAGGCCUCAAUUAACAUGGUCUUCCCAGCCCAAGACGGAUAAAGAUCUUGCCUACUGGAGAAGAAGAGGACAAGACUUUAGUGUGUUAUUGGGCUACUCCCACAAAGGAGGCUCUGAAAUGAAAGGACCGUCCCCAGCCCACGGGGCACACAGACAUGCUAAAGAAACUCAGCUCAAGGUAGGAGCAGGACCAGAGUAUGCAAGAAGUGGUUUGCAAGAGAGCUGUAAAGUGCCUGGUGACUGCAAAUGGCAAAGUUUAAGAAUGGAAAACUGGAAUGAACCCAAAAAAAUAGGAAGGCAAAUGUCAGAUGGUGACAGGGAGAAACUGCUUCAAGAUCUGUACACAUUGACUCUGGGAGACAAGGUGUUGACCACGCAUAACAAAGGGAAAUCACAGUCAUUGCCAAGAGUUCUUUCACCAGAGAGCCUGCGGUGUGUGGAAAUGCCCUCCCUGACCAACAGUAACAGCUCUCUCAGUGGAACUAGGACACCGUCUUAUCCCCCAAACAGAAUAACUUUGGAAUCGACCAAACACCAAGAAACAGGAGCCCAUUUCCUACCACUGGCAAAACCCAAGUACGGAAGACCUCUGAAACCUCCAUCCUAUGAACUGCAGCGGCAAACGAGGACAUCUGCAGAAACCAGUGCUUUUCAGGACCACUAUCAAAAAAAUGAACCUAUUUCCUAUUUAGCCAAAGUUAAUGAGCCAAGGCAAGACGGUUGCAUUCAAGACUCUGCUUUGGAGCCCCCGGACUAUGUACCUCCUCCGUCUUACAAAUCCCCACUUCACCAAAGUGUGACUCCACAUUCCCUCAAUGAAGUGCCUAACAGUGAUGCGUACGCUAACAGUGAUCAGCAGAAUUCUGCAGAAAGGGCUGUCACCUGCCAACGACCAGCCACAAAUGCUUUUGAAGCAGUGGGUGAACCUUGCAAAGAAAACCAUCUUUCUCAUGGAAAGCAAAGCCAUACGAGGCACCCUGCCGACUAUCUACGUUCUGUUCAGUAUAUUCCUUUUGAUGAUCCUCGAAUACGACAUAUUAAAAUUGCACCACCAGAAGGUCUCCAGGAGAACGCUAAACACACUGACAGUGCAUGUAAUCCCAGUUCCGGGACUUUGCAAGAUAGAGAUCUUGGAGUACAUAACAACAGUGCCUUUUUGGAUGCAUCAAACUUCUCUAAUUCUGUAAAGGGAGAAAGAACUUCUGACAGUUCCACCCACAGUAACAACAGAUGGUUGGCACCAUCCGUCCAAGAUCAGGAAAAUUGUGCCUUGUCUGACCAAAGAGACAGUUAUAGUGCAACUAACCACAGUCCUCGUAAUGAAGGAAGUGCAGAAUACACAAAAGGCAAACUCUUUGUAAGAAAUUCACAUAUGGAUAGCACCUGUGAAACUGUUACAAAAGUGAAAAAGUUUGAACCUGGGACUGGGAUGCAGAGCAAAAAAAGUUCAAAGAAAAAAAUGAAUGAAACUAUAUUUUGUUUGGUCUCCAUCCCAGUUAAAUCAGAAUCAAAUCUGCCAGAUACAGAUAGGAACAACAACAUAACCCAGAGCCCUGAUAAGAAUGGGUUUGAUAACAAUGGGGCUUUGCAAGAACAAAGUCUCUUAAGUAUGUCUUCAACGGACUUGGAGUUACAAGCACUUACAGGAAACAUGACCAAUAAAAAUGAGUUACAAAAACAAGAGCUGUGGAGACCAGAAGAGUUCAAACAAAUGAAUGACCUCAGAUUUAUUCAGCCUACAAAACACAGAGAGCUUAAAUAUUCUGGCUCCUGGCCAGGUGAUCAGUACAAAGACCAGCAGACACAGACCAGUUUCACUGAAGAACCUAAAAGCCCACAGUUCUUCCAUGGUACAAAACCUGGGCAACCCAGUAGUAGUAAAAUGCAAGCUCCGAAGCUCAUAGGAUGCACAGCGUCCACAAUAGGGUCAAAACAGCCACGGUCACUUUCUGAUGAGAGGAACAGCACAGCGAGUGCUUACAGCAUGAAAGGUCAGACGUACCUCAGUCAGUCUAGCAACAGUGCAUUUUCAAGGACUGCCAUCUCUGUCCCUCAGGCCCCUUUGCCAAAGGCACAUCAGAGCCAGCCUGGUGAUAUAGUUAAGGGAGAAGCAAGUGCUCCCUGCAACAGUAAAGAGCUGUUUGGCCAGUUCCUUCUGAAACCUGUAAGUCGCCGCCCCUGGGAUGUAAUAAGUGAGCUAGAAAGUUUUAACAAGGAAUUGCAAGAACAGGAAGAGAGCACAAGUAGUGAAGAAGACUCAGAAAGUGCUGCAGCUUCUCCACAAGAAUGUGGCCUUACAAAGAGAAGGGCAUCCAGAAAUGAAAAGUCAAACAGGGAACCAAGACAUGGUGGGCAGCUGGAAAUCAUCGUGCCAGAUGUUCCUGUGUUUAAGUCAGGGAGAGUUAAAAGUAAGUCUGAAAGUUGGAGUAUGGGGACAGAGUAUGGUGAUCCGCAGAGCUGUGUGGGAUCUUUGCAGCCAAGAGAGAGCAGUGAAGUAGUCAGGCCAGCAGAUGGAAGUCUGAUAACAGAAAUAAGAAAAGAGGAAGCCAAGAGCAGCACAAACAAACAGCUAGUUAGUGUGGGUCCUCUCAAGAGAGUUUUGUCCAGUAGCCCGAGCAGUUCAUGUCAUGAAAGUAAUCCUUUCAAUAACACUGACUUAAAGGAGAUGAAUGAAUAUCAAAGUUACCUAGAAUUUGUUAAACCGAACAUAAGCACAACUCCCAGAAAUGAUGCCGUCUUGGAGAGAGGCACGAUAGUACGCUUGUCAUUAACAAAAAGGAACCAAGGGCACUCUGAGCCAGACCUGAGGUCCGUGGGCCUUGAUACAGCCUCAGGACCUACUGUUAACAAUUCCGAACAUUCUUCAAAUGUAAAAGCAGUGGAAAUCCCUCCAAACGAGUCACUGCAGGAUAGAGCUGCAAGGAUUUUAGGCAUAGAGAUAGCAGUGGAAUCUCUCCUUCCUGAUGAUAGAGUUGGGCUCCACUCAGGUGUCAGCCCUGCUAAUGGUGCCCAGGACUUUGACUCAUCAGUGGGUAGCACAGUAAGUGGCCAAGAAGGAAGAAAAGAUAGUUCUUAUGAAGGAAGACGAAAGUGCGGCUGGACAGAAAGCGCGCUGUUUGUUGGAGAGGGAGGCCGAUCUUUAUACCCUGAUGAAUGCCAGACCACUGACCAAGAAGCCAGUGCUAAAACUGAGAUAACCAAGCAAGCUUUUGAACAACCUGCAGGUCCCAGCCAAGGUGAGGACCAAAACUUGUCAUGCAAGUCAGCUGCAUAUCAGCAUUCAGAAAAGAGAGUGAGAAGCACCUCAAAAGUGAUAGAGACACUCCAAGGCAAACUCACUUCUCCACCUAGCCGGACUGCCAUGGACCGCUUAGUGCGAAUGAAGGAAGUUGACUCCGUGUCGCGCAUGAGACGUCUGAGCAUUAAAAAUGCAGACUCCGUAGAGGACAUGGAUGAGGAGAAGCUGUCAAGGGUACAAGAGGAGAGGGGAAGCAAAUCGGCAAGCUCAGGGGGUGUUUCCAAGCGUGUUAUCUCUCUCAGUGAAAAUGGAUACUUGGACAAGAAGAUUGGCAGAGAUGUUUGUUUAGCUGUAAGCAUGUAA